Molecule: messenger RNA, 953 nt
Organism: Pan troglodytes (chimpanzee)
Lineage: Eukaryota; Metazoa; Chordata; Mammalia; Primates; Hominidae
Gene: PLAAT3
Product: phospholipase A and acyltransferase 3
Exons: 6
Coding region: 204-695 (163 amino acids)
Biological process (GO): N-acylphosphatidylethanolamine metabolic process
Cellular component (GO): cytoplasm
Molecular function (GO): A2-type glycerophospholipase activity; glycerophospholipid phospholipase A1 activity
Source: RefSeq, a predicted model, not a curated record
GGGGUCGGGACCAGGGCCGGGCGCUCUGCUAGGCUCUCAUUAGCCGGCGGCGCGGGGAGGGGCCGGGUGACCUCACGCCGGCCCGGCCACCGCGGCCAUUAGACCCGGUCCAAUUGCUGGGGCUGCAGCGCUGCCUCCGAGACCGCGAGACAUCUACGCAGCGAAAUCGAGCCUGGCCUUGAGGGUCCACACCGCGAGGGAAGAUGCGUGCGCCCAUUCCAGAGCCUAAGCCUGGAGACCUGAUUGAGAUUUUUCGCCCUUUCUACAGACACUGGGCCAUCUAUGUUGGCGAUGGAUAUGUAGUUCAUCUGGCCCCUCCAAGUGAGGUUGCAGGAGCUGGUGCAGCCAGUGUCAUGUCCGCCCUGACUGACAAGGCCAUCGUGAAGAAGGAAUUGCUCUAUGAUGUGGCCGGGAGUGACAAGUACCAGGUCAACAACAAACACGAUGACAAGUACUCGCCGCUGCCCUGCAGCAAAAUCAUCCAGCGGGCGGAGGAGCUGGUGGGGCAGGAGGUGCUCUACAAGCUGACCAGUGAGAACUGCGAGCACUUUGUGAAUGAGCUGCGCUAUGGAGUUGCCCGCAGUGACCAGAUGGUGUCUCACUCUGUCACCCAGGCUGGAAUGCAGUGGUGCGAUCUCGGCUCACUGCAACCUCCGCCUCCCGGUUCAAGUGAUUCUCCUGCCUCAGCCUUCUGAGUAGCUGGGAUUACAGGUCAGAGAUGUCAUCAUUGCUGCAAGCGUUGCAGGAAUGGGCUUGGCAGCCAUGAGCCUUAUUGGAGUCAUGUUCUCAAGAAACAAGCGACAAAAGCAAUAACUGAAAAAGACUGUCCUGUCAGCGAUGACUUUAUACAUCAAGGGGGUCUUGUUUUGCUAGAGAGUUUGGGGUUUGGUUUGUGGAUUUCAUUGUGAUUUAUAAUAAGGCUUAUUUUCACAGAAUAAAAUAAAGCAAAACGA